UCGGUGUAAUCUGGUGUAAUCGCUGUAAUGAUCCAAUGCCCAUUUUUGGUUUUCUUUUUUUCUGUCAACUUUUGCUCAGCUGUCACCAGACAGCAACGACAGCCAUCGUUGAUUUUCUGCAGUGGAAAAUGUUUUCUCCUCCCAUGUUUGCCAGCGAACGGUGCGCCUGAUACAUCUCCGCGGAGAAAAAGUGGAAUUUUCGAGGAAGUGAUUUUUUAUUCCUCCUCCCCCGUUUUGAUUUCACACUCUCUUGUCCCCCUUGUGAGCGUGCUGCGAGAAGCGAUGCUCUAGAAUGAGCUCUUCGGAAGCCCACUGGGAACCACUGGCGGAGAUUUACCUAUCCUAUCCGGCAGCUGCGACAACGACAACCGAUUCUACUCCGACUGUUUCCGGAACCAGCGCCAAGGAGCAGAAGGAGUGCACCUACUGUUUGUGCAGCCGCGUUUUCAUCCGCAACUAUUACGAUGUUUACGUGUCCACGCUGGAACGUGGCGACCCGCUCAACAGUUCUUCCGGAGUGACUCAGGUUGAAGAGCUGCCGGUGCAGGGGGAGAAGGAGGAGGAGGUGGCGGAGGUUGUUGAUGAGAUCGAGGACGAUGUGUUUAGCGAGGAGCCGCUGAGGAAGCAGCUUAGCUUUGGACGGAGCGUGGUCAAGUGGGACCGCUGCGACGGAACGGCCAGCGAUGCGAGCUGUUACUUUAGUGCGAGCGCGUCGCAUUCGGACACGAACUACUGUAGCACCGACGACCAGCAGGAAGGUCACAUUCUGCACGGUGCCUUGAUGGCACAGCACGGGUUGCAUUCCAGCGAUAGCGGGGCGGACAUUUCCGAGAAGAACUUUGAGCCCAAGGUGGAGGGAGGAGAGAAGGAGGACCUGUUUGUGGGGAUGCGGGACGCGCUGAUGUCGGACGAGGGCGCCAAGAUUGCGUCGUUGGUGCACGUCGAGCGGAACAAUAGCCUGCCGGAGGUUUUCGGUCGGGAGGAUCUGCAAGAUGCGUGGGAGUCGCACUGGAACAAGCACGGCGAGUCGAUCAUCUGGGCGUCGUGGAUCGAAAAGUACAGCGAUUACAUCAACCCGGAGUACCUGGACCACGUUCCGCAGCAGGACACCAACUGUAAUUCGCCACAUUCCAAGAGUGAAGCCACGCCGGACACCACGUACGACGCGUCCAAGCAUUUCUCGUUCGACGCCAUGGAGGCGGAAAUGGACCCCAAAGCGACCACGGAAAUCAUCGUCUCGACCUGCUCGCCGCACCCUUCUUCCUGCAACGAUGGCUGGAACCCGCUGAACCCAGCCAACGGCACCGCUGACGACAUCUGGACCUCGCACCGGUCGGCGGACAACGACGCCCUGCUGAGUCCCCGCUGCGACUCGGUCACCUCGAGCAUUCCACUGACGAUCGGCACGACGGACUCGAUGACGAACGUAACGCGCAUGACAAUCUCCAGUUACGACUUUGGCGGCAGCAGCUCCAAGAUCAGCUCGGAGUCGUCCAACCUGAGCGCGUCCAGCCUGAGCGAGCAAGUCAGCUCGGAAAGCGAAAGCUCCAACAGCUCGGACAUGCUAGCCACGGAGUGUCUGGUGGGUGCUGGUGCUGCCUCUGUCAACGGUGGGACAAGCGCCGACGACGAGGAAGCGGCCAUGGACGGGGAGCAGUACUGGCAGAUUCUGUGGCAGAAACACUUUCAGGAGCUGUACGCCACACACUACAAUCUGUUCAUGACGGAGCGGAGCGACGAGCAGCAAACGGAUCUGCGGACGAAGCUGCACAAGCGGAAGCGGAACAGUAGCAGCGGAUCGGGGGUGCUGUACAAUAAAUCUUCCGCCGUCGAGCAACUGCCCGAAAUGGUAGCCCAACUGAAGCUAGAACUGUCCUCCCCAAUGAAAAAGGAUACGGAAGACGUCCCGCAGGACGGCGGCGAGCCCGACACCCAGCAAAGUUCCACAAACUCAAACACCAAUCAACAACACCAGCAACAAUCCGGAAGCGAUCACUGCGCCGAAGACAUGUCCAGCGCGCUGGAAGCGUUCGGCCUUCCAACGUCCUUUGGCAAAUCCCCCGCAGCUCGCAAGACUGGUCGCAACGGCGGCGACGACGACGAAGAUCCACCGGCGGACCGGUCCGUCAACCUGAAACGAAGCCACGAAAGUGACACCGAGGAAACACCAAACGAUCGCCUGAAGGCGGCCUUCGAGCUGAUGGGCUAUGCGUUCUCCGAUCCGGCCAACCGGAACGAAUCGGCCGACUCGAUCAUCAACAUCACCGGCGAGGUCGUGUACCGCAAGAAGCACAUAAGACUGCACAAUCGCGUACUCAAGAUGAAGCACCACAAGCCGCCGAGGCACACGUACUUUGACGAGGACGGGAACGAGGUUCAGACGGGGGCGGGAGGUGGAGAGAAGGACCGGGAGGGCGAGGCGCCGGAAGCGCUGAUGCACACCUCGUCGGAUGAGGAUGAUCCGGCCGGUGGAGUAGCCGGUCUGCCACGGAGCGUUUCUUCCAGUGUGCGGUCAAGCGCGGUUAUUGAGUACAAUCAGCCGCAGGAUGAGAACCAAGACGAAGAGGUCAAGGAACAGCAGCAGGAGAGCGAGCAUAUGCCCUCGGAAGAACCGGUUGACGAGGCGUGCGACAUCCAAGCUCCCGUCAAAAAGGAGAAAAAGAAGAAACGCAAGCCAAAGUUUGUCGCCAGCCUGCCGCCGGAGAUCGCCAACGACAAAUCGCUCCUCAAGUACUGGUACAAACGGUUCUCCCUAUUUUCCCUGUUCGACGCCGGCAUCAAACUAGAUCGCGAGAGUUGGUUCUCCGUCACCCCAGAGAAAGUCGCCGCCCACACGGCCGAACGCUGCCGGUCCGACCUGGUCGUGGACGGGUUCUGCGGCUGCGGUGGCAACUCGAUCCAGCUCGCCUUCACCUGCAACCAAGUGAUCGCCAUCGACAUCGACCCGAAGAAGAUCGAAAUGGCCAAACACAACGCGGCCGUGUACGGCGUCGCCGACCGCAUCGAGUUCAUCGUGGGAGAUUUCCUCGCGCUGGCGGACCGACUCCAAGCGGACGCCGUGUUCCUAUCGCCACCGUGGGGCGGCCCCAGCUACCUUAAGGACGAAGUGUACGACCUGGAGGCGUCCCUCAUCCCGGUGCCGGCGACCGAACUGAUGCGGAAGGCGCGCCAAAUCAGCCCGAACGUGGCGCUGUACUUGCCGCGCAAUUCCAACACCCAGCAGCUGACGAUGCUGGCCGGACCGAACAACGCCGUCGAGAUCGAGCAGAACUUCCUGGAUCGCAAGCUGAUCGCACUGACAGCCUAUUACGGAGAGCUCAUCAACGAGUGAGACGCUUUUUAGAAA
This is a messenger RNA of Culex pipiens pallens (northern house mosquito), 3346 nucleotides long. It is a transcript of the gene Tgs1, whose product is annotated as trimethylguanosine synthase. Gene Ontology annotation, biological process: 7-methylguanosine cap hypermethylation; 7-methylguanosine RNA capping. Gene Ontology annotation, molecular function: RNA cap trimethylguanosine synthase activity. Gene Ontology annotation, cellular component: nucleus. The record is from RefSeq and is a predicted model, not a curated record. NCBI's taxonomy places the organism in Eukaryota, Metazoa, Arthropoda, Insecta, Diptera, Culicidae. The transcript has 4 exons. The coding region runs from base 293 to 3331 and encodes 1012 amino acids.